CUAGGCUGGUCAUGGCAUUUUACUAGUGGGGAAAACAGCAGGACCAGGAAAACAACAUUUUUGACUGUUGGGGUAGUUUUGGUGAUUUUACGUCACUGAAAGUAACCUUGGGCUACUUAUUUAGGAAGUGAAUAGAUUUUCUGGAGAGACACGAUUGUUAUUGUAUCAGAACUGAAAGCCAGUCUACUUGCUUGAGCAAUAGAUACAAAGUUACACCUCCUAGCCCACUGGAUAAUUGUGUGACACACGGAUCUGGGACGACUACUCGAUGCAAUGGACCACUGGAUUUAAGGAAUUUGGGACGCGUUUUGGGCUUCGGAUUAACAAUUAGGUUCGUCCCCUUCCGUCUGGUGUCGAAACGGAUAGUCGGCAGUCAUGCCAGCGAAAACAAAGUACAAUCUUGUUGAUGAUGGCCAUGAUUUGAGAAUUCCAAUGCAUAACGAGGAAGCAUUCCAACAUGGGAUCAACUUCGAAGCAAAGUACAUCGGCAGUCUGGACGUGGCUCGGCCGAACAGCAGAGUGGAGAUUGUGGCUGCUAUGAGGAGAAUACGGUAUGAAUUCAAAGUGAAAAACAUAAAGAAGAAGAAGGUCAACAUCAUAGUCUCAGUGGAUGGAGUGAAGGUGGCACUAAGAAAAAAGAAAAAAAAGAAGGAGUGGACGUGGGAUGAGAGUAAGAUGAUGGUAAUGCAGGAUCCCAUUUACAGGAUCUUCUAUGUAUCUCAUGACUCCCAGGACCUGAAGAUCUUCAGCUACAUCGCCAGAGAUGGACAGAAUAACGUCUUCCGCUGUAACGUCUUCAAGUCCAAGAAGAAGUCCCAGGCCAUGCGUAUUGUGCGGACGGUGGGCCAGGCGUUCGAGGUGUGUCACAAACUCAGCUUGCAACACACACACCAGAACGCAGAUGGACAGGAGGACGCAGACAGCGACAAGACCUGCAACGAGGAGUCCACACUCUCAGCCCGUGAGUUAACAGGAUCGGAGAAGUUGGUGGUUGCUGUGGAAACAGACAUUGAUGCGGAGGAGGCUCCCUUACCAUUACCGGACAGUACGGUGGAGGAGUUUAACCGCGGGGUCACUGACCUGGACGGAGUGUACGCUACUGCCAAGACUGACCACACACACCUCAACAACCUCGACAAGAAGGUUCCAGAGGAGGCCUCUCUGUUGCUGGCGUCCCCCAGGAUGCUGCUGCCGUCGUCGGGUACUCUGCUCAACAGUGCUCCCCUGUCAGUCCACCACCAGAUUCAGCUGCUACAGCAACAACUACAGCAACAACAGCAACAGACACAUGUAGCUGUGGCACAGGUGCACCUGUUGAAGGACCAACUGAGUGCGGAGGCUACAGCCAGACUGGAGGCCCAGGCCAGAGUGCAUCAGCUGCUGCUCCAGAACGAGGACCUGCUGCAGCACAUCUCUCUACUGGUCAAACAGAUCCAGGAACUGGAGGUCAACAUGUCUGGGCCCAGGUCCAUGGGUUCCCAGGACAGUCUAUUGGAGAUCACUUUCCGUUCCACCGUCCCCCCAGUGUUGUGUGACCCAAUGACCCCUCGACUCCAGGACCACGCCAGCCUCACCCUGCCAGCGCUGGGAAUCAACAUGGGCGUGGGCCAGGACAGGACGGUCAACCCACUCUUCUCUUCCUCCCUGCCCCUGGGCAGCCCCCUAGUAGACCAGAGUAUGUUUGAGAACUCCAAUGCCUCCAGAGCUCCAGGCCAGGGGCUCCAGGCCUCCAGGUUGAUCCAGGCCUCGGCCCGUCGCUCCCUGGUCACAGCUAACCCUGCCCUUGGUAGCAGCCCUGCCGAGGCCCCCUCCUCCACCACUACCAAUGGAGGUCAGCAGAGACUGAAGAACGCCCUGAACCUGGGCAAGGCUGUGGGGGCAAAGGUCAACGACCUGCUGCGAAGGAAGGAGCCCAGUCAUAUAGGAGACAUCGGUGUCACAGAGGUCAACAAGAAUGUAGGAGCAGUCUGGAGCAAUAUGGAGGAGAUGACCCAGCGAACUACUGUCAAUAGUCAUGCCUCUCUGGACUCCUUCCCUCGUCUGGAACCCCCUCCUCCCGGUAAAAAAAAGCGUCUUCCUCGCACCCUGAAGACUACCCAGGACAUGAUGAUCUCGUCUGACCCCGUCGUCACCACACCCCCCGAGACCCCCGAUCACUCCCUCCUCUCCUCCCCCAACAAGACCUCCCUCAUCAGCAAUGAGCAGACCCCACCCAAGGGAGAGCAGGACGGAGAGAAUGACAGAGGGAGAGACACACUCACCGGACUGACUGGCACUUUGGACAGCGAGAGGGAAGAGGUGGAGGUGGAGAUGGAGACGAAUGGGAGCAGUAAGAUGGAUGGAGUGGAAGGGAAUGAGACAGAGGAGAGGAGAGAGGGAGAGCAGACCCAGAUUCAGCUCCAGCUCUCUGUCCCAGACCUCAUCCAUAAGGACCACGUGGUCCCCCCCAGGUCGAGGACGUCUGAGCCCAGGCAGAAGGCCCCGGGAGCAGACACCAGGCUAGCCUCCACCCCCCUAAAAGCUCCGUACAGGAUCAGUCUGAGUGUGCGUGAGGAUGGGCUGAUGGAGAACAGCUCCCUCUGUAGGAAAGGAUCAGCAGUCACAGACACAGAGGAGCCUGAACAACACCCCGACCUGCUUUGAGAAGGACACACACACACACACACACACACUACACACACACUAAACACACACACUAAACACACACACUAAACACACACACACACACACACACUAAACCUCUGGAUGGAGAGAGGGAGAGAUAAUGGGAACAGUGAUGUGGAGAGGAGCUGGCAGAAGGAGAGCAGAAGACAGAGAUUGUUUGUGUGAGAAUAAGAAAGGGAGAGAGGAUGUUUUUGACUAGACCCUAGACUAGGGGUCUUCACUAGUUACUACAGCCACAAAGUCAUAAACCCCACCUAUUUCUACAAUUUCUCUUCUUAAAAUGUGAUUUUCAACCUUAACCACACUGGUAACCUUAUGGCUAAGCUUAACCUUAAGACAGAGAUGUGGAAAGAGUAUCUAUUUUAACAUAUCAUUAAGGGACAUACCAAACCUUUUCAAGAGAACCACAACAUCUUGGUCUGCCAAACAUUGUUUUAUAACACUGUUUUAUGUCAUGUUUUAUAUUGUUAACCUUGCAACGUAAUGUAGAAGGAAGAUAUAUACCCAGACAUUCUAGAUUUCUAAAAUAAUCUAUUUGAAAUGUCAUAGUGCCCUUUCAUGCUGAGAGAGAAUACAUUUUUUAUGAUCUUUUAUAACUGUUGCCCUUCAGGAAAUAUAUCAAGCGUUCAGCAGGGAAUAUGAAAACCAAAGUGAACACGACAUUAACACUGACUGUAAUUUCAUGCUGUUGUGUUGGUGAUGUCAUCCUCACAACACAUUGAGAUAUGUAUUGUGGCAGACAUGCAAUUGGGUUUGUUCAGCCUGUACAGUAUGUGUUUGAUUUACAUUUGUUGAUUGACAGUAAUGGUUUUAGUAGUGCCAAUCACAGUCCUGUUGCUUUAUUUCCUUACAAUAAUGGUCAAAAGUUUUAGAAUACCUACUCAUUCAAGGGU
Messenger RNA from Salvelinus namaycush (lake trout), 3557 nucleotides. Its product is annotated as carboxyl-terminal PDZ ligand of neuronal nitric oxide synthase protein-like. The record is from RefSeq and is a predicted model, not a curated record. Gene Ontology annotation, molecular function: nitric-oxide synthase binding. NCBI's taxonomy places the organism in Eukaryota, Metazoa, Chordata, Actinopteri, Salmoniformes, Salmonidae. The transcript is spliced from 12 exons. The coding region runs from base 376 to 2643 and encodes 755 amino acids.